Messenger RNA from Opisthorchis viverrini, 1627 nucleotides. RefSeq lists its product as hypothetical. Bases 1 to 1548 code for a protein of 515 amino acids. Gene Ontology annotation, molecular function: protein kinase binding. Gene Ontology annotation, biological process: signal transduction. The record is from RefSeq and is a predicted model, not a curated record. The transcript has 9 exons. Gene Ontology annotation, cellular component: nucleus; nucleotide-activated protein kinase complex; cytoplasm. NCBI's taxonomy places the organism in Eukaryota, Metazoa, Platyhelminthes, Trematoda, Opisthorchiida, Opisthorchiidae.
AUGCCCCCGAAGUUCUUUGUAUUCUCAGAGUUGAGGGCGUGUGAGAUGAGACGAACACUGAAGGGCCUUCAAAACUCAGGAGUUCAGAUAUUUGUUGAUGAAAAGCUCGUCGAUCUGGAAUGUGCCGACGACAUCAUUCUCGUCUUGAAGGAAAGGAGCAGAUGUUCUUGGACAGAUUGUCCAGAAUCAUCCGGUUUUUUGGCAUACCCUUUGCACCCACAAAGUAUAACGGUAUACAUAAUAUACAGUCACCGAAAGCGUUACUCACAAUUUAAGGAGAGCUCAGUCACUAUGGGUAAUACCCCAGCGCACCACAAGCGUCGCCUUUCAGGCGAUGGUGAGUAUAGGUUGUCUGGAACCACCCCAACGUAUGUGAGCGUGACCAUUCCACCCAUGAAACGUCGGAACAUGCACAGUAUGACGGACCUGUCCAAAUCUGCCCCGCCAGAUUAUUCGGAAGAGUUGGUCGAACCCUCCCCGACAGCGGUUCGAGAACUUCUCGGCGUAGACCGGAUGGCUAUUGAUGAGGCCACGUCAAUGCUACGUGCCGCCAGUCUACGUGAUUCCAUAAAUAAUCAUCCCUCGUUGAGCAAACCUGCCACAACCUCCGCCGCCACUACAGACCACCAGAAUUUAGAUCCCUAUCCAGACGAAUUGCUCCGGGAUAAUUCUUUGCGCAAGCACCGGCCGGCUAGCACCGGUUGUCCCAGUCCAACUGAUCGGCGUCUCUUUCUAGCCCAAUCAGGAGCCAGUACCUGCAGCUCACCGGUUACCGUGGACAGACCGACCACGCUGACUCACACAUUCGCUCGACCAGCCCGUCGGACAGCUCACCAGCAGAGAUUCAAUCAUCAGACUCCGGAUUCCGAACUCAAAUGUCCCACGGUGUUCCGGUGGGACGGUGGAGGAAAAGAUAUUUAUAUUAGCGGGACGUUCAACAACUGGGAGAAACGCAUCCCAAUGGUUAAAAGAAACUCUGGGGUGUACGUGAUUAUCGACUGCACUCCGGGUACGCAUGAGUAUAAGUACUUCAUCGAUGGAGCCUGGUACCAUGACCCGACAAAGCCCACGGUAGACAACGGCCUCGGAACAAAAAACAACGUGGUCCACGUCAAAUUCUCCGACUUUGAUGCCAUACAGGCCCUGGAGCUGGACCAGGCUAACAGUCGACAUCGAUCCAGUGUAAUGGAAUCUUCCGACCCCGACUCACUGGGUCAUUCACCCCCGGGUAACUAUGGACGCUACAUCCCCUCACACCCGUCGGAGUUUCAGCGCCGAUCCGGAUCGUUCGGAUCUCCCGGCCCUAUCGCCCCAGGAAUAGGGACCCUCACGCAGCCGCCAUUAUUGCCGCCACACUUGUUGCAAGGCAUUCUGAAUAUGGAUACCGGUGUUCACUGUGACCCUAACUUGCUGCCACCACCGAAUCACGUGAUCGUCAACCACCUGUACGCCUUGUCAAUUAAGGAUGGCGUUAUCGUCCUCAGUGUCAUUACCCGAUACCGUCAGAAGUUCGUAUCCACCGUAUUCUACAAGCCUAUACAAGAUUGAGAGCUUGGUUACCGCCCCGAUCGGGGGCGACGUUGUACAGUGGACAAUCAACACCCCGAAACCUGUUCAUGUGCUUCGG